UUGCAUUUGCGUGGCUACUAUUUUCCGCUUGCAAAUGCCGCCAAUGGAAUAUAUGGCCUCAAGUCAGCUUACAAUGUACCGCCAAUUGACAACAACAUCAAAGACACCGGUCACAUGGUUGAAUUGCAGAUGAUGUUAGGCUUGGGUGCUCGGAAACACGACUAUCGAAGGUCGAGGAAGGCGUUUGGUGACCGUAAACCUCGUCAAGCUUACACUUCACAGCAACUGGAGAAGCUGGAAUGCGAGUUCCAGGCGAGAUCAUUUUCGACGAUUCCUGUGACAAGCAUGUUGAAUGGUUUGUUUCAGUGUGACAAAUACCUUAGCGUACAGAAAAGGAUUCAUCUGUCCCGCAGCCUGAAUCUGACCGAGACCCAGAUCAAGACGUGGUUCCAGAAUCGGAGGACGAAAUGGAAGAAGCAGCUGACAACAUCAAUCCGACAGCUCUAUCGUGAUCGGAUCAUCACCUCCUUAGGUGUACUGCCUGGUCUCGAAUCGUCCCUAGCUUCAACUUCAUUGACUAUAAAUCCCAGCGACCUUCCAGCAAAUUACCACUGA
Molecule: messenger RNA, 555 nt
Organism: Cooperia oncophora
Lineage: Eukaryota; Metazoa; Nematoda; Chromadorea; Rhabditida; Trichostrongylidae
Source: the annotation of a GenBank genome assembly